GGUGGUUUACUAUGUCAAAAAAGGUUUGUUUAUUGUUAUUUACACGUAGUCCAAUCAUGUGCAACCGGUAGUUUUUGUUUUGCGUAAUGAUUAAGAAUGCUUCUUUCUUGUAGAAAGAUUCUCAAGAUCGGAAAACAAGCUGUACGAUCGAUUCAAUCUUCCGCAAUGGCACUGAGCCGCUUCGAGUACGUCAAACAGUUUGAACAGGAGGAAAAGCUGCUUCCCAACUGUUGGAUUGUAGUGCGAAUCGAUGGGAAAGGAUUUCAUCGGUUCUGCAACGUGCAUUCAUUCACCAAACCCAACGAUCUCGAUGCACUUCAGUUGAUGAACUUUGCCGGUAUGACCGUUAUGCAGGAGUUCAACGAAAUCACCAUCGGGUACGGCCAAAGCGAUGAAUAUUCGUUCGUGUUUCGCCGAGAGGCCAGUGUCUACCAGCGGCGAAGGGAUAAGCUUGUAAGCUACGUGGCCAGUUUAUUCACCUCGGCGUACAUGUUUCACUGGAAGCGUAUUUUCGACCACCGAUCGAUAUCUAUGCGUUAUCCGCCUUCCUUCGAUGCCAGAGCCGUCCUCUAUCCGACGGACGAGAAUCUUCGCGAUUAUCUCAGCUGGCGCCAAGCGGAUGUUCACGUAAAUAAUCUCUACAACACAACGUUCUGGAAUCUGGUCGCUUCCGGGCUGAGCAAUAUGGAGGCAGAAAAGCGACUCCAGGGGACGCUGUCAGGCGAUAAGAAUGAAAUACUUUUCUCACAGUUCGGCAUUAACUACAACAAUGAACCACUCAUCUACCGGAAGGGAACGAUUCUGUUACCGAAAAGUGUUUCCAUUGAGGAUAAAAAACAGAGACUUAUCGUUCCGAUCUUUGACGAUCUUAUUAGCGACACAUUCUGGGUGACGCAUCCCGAGAUAUUGGAUAAGAAAGCAAAAACGGAUGAAGUUUAUGAAUUGGGAGAAAACCAUACCCAACCCAUCGUUCUUUAUCAACUGGAGGUACAGGAACGUCGUAAGGCCGGAAUGAACAAAACUGAAUCGACCAGGAGUUUGCUUGAAACUGUUAGAAGCUAA
Anopheles funestus (African malaria mosquito) is the source of this 1062-nucleotide messenger RNA. RefSeq names its product probable tRNA(His) guanylyltransferase (gene THG). Lineage: Eukaryota; Metazoa; Arthropoda; Insecta; Diptera; Culicidae. Gene Ontology annotation, molecular function: magnesium ion binding; tRNA guanylyltransferase activity. The record is from RefSeq and is a predicted model, not a curated record. The coding region runs from base 97 to 1062 and encodes 321 amino acids. The transcript has a single exon. Gene Ontology annotation, biological process: tRNA modification.